This is a messenger RNA of Anguilla anguilla (European eel), 5134 nucleotides long. RefSeq names its product DENN/MADD domain containing 6Aa (gene dennd6a). Lineage: Eukaryota; Metazoa; Chordata; Actinopteri; Anguilliformes; Anguillidae. The transcript is spliced from 20 exons. Gene Ontology annotation, molecular function: guanyl-nucleotide exchange factor activity. Gene Ontology annotation, cellular component: recycling endosome. The record is from RefSeq and is a predicted model, not a curated record. The coding region runs from base 1 to 1803 and encodes 600 amino acids.
AUGGCCUUGCAGGGUCAGGAGGAAAUUGAGGACCAGAUCGAGGAACCUGAAGACUUUCAGGAGCAGGAUGUCAGCAUCUCUCCGGCAGAGGAACUACCGAUCGGGCCCGAAGAGGAGGAUUCAGACCCUGUUCUCUUGCCAUGGGAUCGGUUCUCAGCUUGGCUCCACUGCAUUUGUGUCGUUGGCUUUGACCUAGAACUUGGACAAGCAGUAGAGGUCAUUUACCCGCACCAUUCAAAGCUCACCGAGAAAGAGAAAACAAGUAUUUGUUACCUGUCCUUCCCCGACUCAAAUUCAGGUUGCCUGGGGGACACGCAGUUCUGCUUCCGUUUUCGUCAGGCGUCGAGCAGGAAGUCCUCGCUGGGCUGCUUUCUUGACCACUUUGACCGGGAGGCCCCCGUCUGUCUGAAGAGGGACCAGGGCCAUUACUACGGCUACGUCUACUUCAGACAGGUGCGGGACAAGUCCCUCAAGAGGGGCUACUUCCAGAAGUCUCUGGUUCUGAUCAGCAAGCUGCCCUACGUCACCUUCUUCCACUCGCUGCUGAAGCUGAUCGCGCCAGAGUACUUUGAGAAGCAGGAGCCCUGUCUGGAGGCCGCUUGCAAUGACAUUGACCGCUGGUCUACCCCGUAUCCGGGCAAGAUACUGACGCUCCCCAUAAUGGGCGUGGUAAUGAAGGUUCGGAUUCCUGCCUGUUAUGACAAGCCGGGGACCUCACAGCUUGUGCAGUCUGCACAGAAUGACAGCCUGGUUUCCAUUGUCCUCCCCACCAUCCACGAAGUGGACCUUUUCAGGUGUUUUUGCCCAGUCUUCUUUCAUAUUCAGAUGUUGUGGGAGUUGGUGUUGCUAGGGGAGGCGCUGGUUGUCAUGGCACCCUCGCCGGCGGAGUCAUCUGACACAGUGCUGGCAUUGGUCAGCUGCAUUUCCCCGCUGCGAUACUGCAGCGAUUUCAGGCCCUACUUCACCAUCCACGACAAUGAAUUUAAGGAGUACACCACCCGCACACAGGCCCCGCCCUCUGUCAUCCUGGGAGUGACAAACCCCUUCUUUGCCAAAACGCUGCAGCACUGGCCACACAUCAUCCGCAUUGGGGAUAUGAAGCAAGCAGGGGAAAUGGCCAAACAGAUGAAGGUUAAGAAACUGAAAAAUCUGAAGACCUUGGACUCUAAGCCUGGUGUGUACAGCGCCUACAAGCCAUUCCUGAACCGAGACGAGGACAUCAUCAAGCAGCUCCAGAAGGGUAUCCAGCAGAAGAGGCCUUCCGCGGCCCAGAAUGCAAUUCUGCGGCGUUACUUCCUGGAGCUGACUCAAAGCUUCAUCAUUCCACUGGAGCGCUACGUAGCCAGCCUGAUGCCCCUGCAGAAAACCAUCUCACCAUGGAAGAGUCCCCCGCAGCUCCGCCCCUUCAGCCAGGAGGAGUUCAUGAAGAGCCUGGAGAAGGCGGGGCCACAGCUCACCUCACGGCUCAAAGGAGACUGGAUCGGCCUGUACAGGCAGUUCCUGAAGUGCCCGAACUUUGACGGCUGGUUCAGGAGCCGCAGGAAGGAAAUGACCCAGAAGCUGGAAGCGCUGCACCUGGAGGCCCUGUGUGAGGAGGACCUGCAGCUGCGCGUACAGAAACACACAGAGGUGGAGAUUGUGGACCUCGUGCUAAAGCUGAAGGACAAACUGGCACAGGCAGAGAGAGAGCAGCUGCCAGUCAAGCCUGGCACAGUGGCCAAGUUGCAGACCCACAUCGAGUCUGUGAUCCUGUCGCUGCCCGAGGACCUGCAGGGCAUCCUGCACAAGCCGGCCACACCCUGACCCCUGACCCCUGUCUACUGGGCAGAGGGCAUGCGCUCAAAGGGCACGCACACACACAGGGCACCAUGCAGACCGCUGGCUUACACAGGGACUGAGCCCAAUGACUGCUCCACACUUGGGUUGUGGAUUUUUUAUCUUACUUUUUAUUUUUAUUUUUUAUUUUAUUUUAUUUUUUUAAACAUCAAGUGCACUUGUACCCGAAGAACUGUGUGCCCGAAUGCGCAGUGCUGGCAUUGCCAGAGUCCGUCAUUUAAUCAAACAAUCACUGAAUAAGAAAACCACAUAAUGAAUUUCUCUGCACUAUGAAGGGUGCAGUGGGGGGUGUCAACGGCAUCCCUCCCCCAGCUCAGCCCAAGCACGGCAGCUCACUCUUUCUCUCUCUCUCUCUUUCUGCUUCUCUCUCCGUGCCACCGUCACCAGCUCACAUUCCAAGCGGGGGGUGGACAACUCCCAGGGAGUCGGUGUUGCACUAGCUCCUACACUACCUCUCUUAACAUCUUGGAGGAUAGGAUGGAGGGAGGGAGAAUCCCACAAUGCACAGGUUUCUGGGUUUUAUUGUGAAAGAACUACUGAGGAUGUGGGCCACAGCGUCUGGGACUGGCUAGCAUACAGCUGCGUCAGUGUGUGUGUGCCUGGAACAGGCUGAAGGUUUUCACAGCUAGGGGGUGGAAUGGCGCAGACACUGUGCUGCAUGGGAAAUGGUGUUUUUGGGCAGGAUGAUACGAUACGGUUGUGCAUACAGGAGGUUUUGUGAGGCUUGUGAAAAUUGGAGAAAUUGCAUGUGAGGGACAGUGGGGGUCCUUGAGUAAAAGCCCCAAGCAGUGUGUUGGGCGAGAGGGUUUUUGCACCAUGUGGGAGCUGCUUAACUCUAACACUUUAAUAUAACACUAAUUACAUCCUUUUCUCCCCUCCUGGUUUCCAACUCACCUGAUAUGGCAUUGAAACUACGAUCGGUGCCUUUUGUUAGAAUUUACUUUUUUUUUUGUAAUUUGAGCAAUUCUGGAUGAGAUGACCGUAAAGAUGACCCCUGUACGUUUCAUGUUAGUCCCUAUGGCUGACUAAAGUACCUAUUCUUGUUCUUGGCAUUCAAACUCUUGAAACUCUAUUGGGGUGAUUUAAAUGACUGCUAAAAAAUGUAUUCAGUCCAGUGUUUCUUGUGUAAAAGUCAUUUUAAUGGUCCACCCCUCAUGCACACCCACCCAAAUACAUUUAAUUUAUAUUAUGUCCAUUUGACAUGCUUUUGGGAUGCAAAAUGUUUUGGUAUUUUCAGGCUAUUCUUUUAUCUUUUUGAUUUCGGUUAUUCAUCAGUAAUUUGUCAUGGGUUUAUGUGCACUGAAAAUGGACUUGAAAGCAGGUCUGAUUUUUAAGUUGACGUUGCCUUAUUCAGAGCAGGUUUUUUAAGGGUUCAAAAAGGAGACUUGUAGAGCGUACGAUAUUUAUGGGUUCCUUAGUUAUUGAUUUCCAAGUAAAGUGUGUGAAGCAGGGAAGGCUCACCUCCAGUAACUGCCUUCAACAUUCCCUAGUCAUUUGGUCCUCAUUAACAAUGUACAGAGCGUGUGAUGGUGCGUCACCAUGUAAGCCUUUUGCAUUGCUUCUUUAUUCUUACAUUGAAUGGCUUGUUUAUUUCCUGUCAACUUUGUAUGGGUCAAAGGUCACUUUCCAGCAAUGCCUGUGCCUUCCAUUCCCUAUGCCGUGAGCUCCCAACCCUGUUCCUGGAGAACUGCGCGGUCAGAUGUUUAUUCUUACUUUUCUUGUAAAUGGUCAAUUAAGACAGAAGGGUACAGUUAACUCACCUGACCUGCUUUCUUGGGUCUUUAAUUGGAUACUCACUUCAAGUGAACUAGAACCAGUGGAGCCUGUGGCUCUCCAGGUCCAGGAUUGAGAACCCAUGCUCCAAUCUCUUCUUUAUCAGAAUUUUAUUUCAGUGUUUUCAGGUUUGAGACUUGUGUUUAUAGUUUAGAUUAUUAUUCAAGUUAUUUUGCAAAUGAUUGUUUUCAAUGUAGACUAAUCAUGAAGAAAUGAACCACAAGCCUGUUGAAAGGGUAAUGACAUUUUUUAAACCUGCUUUUGCUACUGAUGAUGGUAAACAUGCUGAGUGCAAAUGAAUAUUCUAAUUAUGUAUCACCACAAACAUAGGACACUUAUAAAUGUACAAUGUUUAUGCUUAGAUACGGGGAAGUCUUAACACAGAAGUGAUUAACAUUUUAACAUUUGGAAGCAUGCUUGGAGCUGGAUCAGCAAUGUUUUCUUAAGUCACCAAAGGACUUACUGUGGGUUUAAAAAACCCAGAGACCAUUUUUCAUCAGACAUAGGAAGCAUUUUAAAGGCAUUUUCUGUGUGUGUGUUCCUACUCCCAAUUAUAGUUUCCCUCUGAUAAAUUUCAUAGACUAAUUGCAAAAAAGAGUAACUAAAACUUAAUUUCAAUUUCCAGUUGUUUUUUCUAUAUUAACAUAUUAUUAUACAAAUAGAAAUGUUCCUCAUAGACCAGCCCUAAAUUUUAAUUUGGGAAGGCCAGAAUUGUUGGUAAUGAAACCAAAGAUUCCAACAGUUUUAGUGUUCAAAUGCUUUAAAUUGUUAAAAAUUCUGGGAAAACAAUACAGUGAGAUUUAGCAGGAAUUGCCCAUGUCACAUUUAUCCAUAGCAGACUCCACCAGUCUCGUCCUUUAGCUCUGAGGGCUGUGUAUUAAGGCCGUCUCUGCGUGAGGCGAAGUGCCUCUGAUCGGUGUGCGGAGAAUCAGGCGGAACAUCAUCACACGGAAAAUUCUGGUUCAAAUGAGCCUCUGGCUGGCACAGGACCUGUAACUGUUGGUUGUUGGACAACCAGUAUAGUUUUAUAUUUUAAAGAUAAGACCUAUUUUAAAAAUGCUUGAAUUUUAUAUAGAGAUCUAUUCUCAUACUACAUUAUUCUAUAACUGAGUUGCUGGUCUGCUUGAGUAUUUAAAAUGGUCAUUGCCUAUUUAAAAUACCUGAUAACUACAACAAUAAUAAUGCAGCAAGUAUGUUGUGGUUAUCAGUUAUAGUGGAAGUACCGUUGUUACAGUUUUUGACAUCCUGAACGGACAAUGGUGCUUUAAUCCUUCACUAAACAGAAUGAAAGUCAUGUAAACAGAAGCACAAGAAGCAGCACAUUGCAUGGGGACAGCUCAGUAUUUUGGCAUUAAGAUUUUAUUCAUGUUAUUGAUCCUUUUGUAUUGAAGCCAUAACCACUUAUGCUCUGUACUUUGGUUUUAACAUUUGUACAGCAGUUGUCACUGUAUAACUUCUUACAGUCACUUUCAUGGAAGACAAGUAUUUUUUAUUGUAUAGGAAUAAAGUGGCAACUAGAAGAUCA